Molecule: messenger RNA, 4225 nt
Organism: Striga asiatica
Lineage: Eukaryota; Viridiplantae; Streptophyta; Magnoliopsida; Lamiales; Orobanchaceae
Source: the annotation of a GenBank genome assembly
AUGGGAGAGUUUGGUAGCGGCAAUGGCGAUGGCUUUCUCUGUCUGAGACGUGGCCAUAGUUACGACACUACCUCAGAAUUAAAAGCUCGACCUUUUAACAAGGCAGCUGCUGAAACAUCACUAGGGAUGUCAAUGGGCCAGGUCGUGUCGGGUACCUACGUACCGUGGGCAUAUGAGCAUUUCUCUAGCGAGAAGGGCGAGGGCAGUCCCGGAAAUCCCCUCCAUCUUCACUGCCAGGACCGAGCGGCUCAACCGCAGGUAAGGGUUGGAGCUGAAGGAGGCGGGAUCUCUCUAGCUGGGACUGGUUGGGAUCAAAGAGCUUUAGAUAUUGCUCAAGAAUUUUUACCUGUAAUGUUGAUGUCUUUGGAAAAAUAUCCUUAUAGCUCUCCUACUUUGACGGACAUUGAAGAUAUCACAACAACAUACCAAGGUCGGCUUGCUGAAGCCGAAGCUACUGGAUCCAUUCCCGUAAACAUAUAUCUCAACUUGUCUUCAAUUGAAAUAGGACUUGCCUCUUGCACGGUCUUAACAAUGUCUUUAAACACGUGUCUAAGGUUCCUCGCCCAGCGUCGGGAGGGUCUUCCAAAUCCCAGAAGAACCCUUUACUUAUGAAUGCCCUCUUGAUAAAGUUUCAACUCACCCUUGCUCUUUGUAUUUUUGUGCACUUAACGUGUGGCAGUUAUAUGUUGUAGCUUCACCUGAUUAUAUGUUGUUUGUGAGCACCAAAAUGAUUAAUAUGACGGUGGAACUUAUCAGCAUAUCCAAAUGUUUUUCCUAUAAUUGCCAAACAAUAAAUACAUUUUAACUAAUCCUGGUGGUUGCAUUACAGAGACCUCUAUGAUAGAGAAGGAUUCGAAUCCCCGAUAUUCUUAUUGAUACUUCACCUUUGAAGACUGACUCUUUCAACUGCUCAAACAUCCAUCUUCUUCACGCUUUGUAGUACGCGCUAUCUAUCCGCACACGGCAGGUAGCUGGCUACAGUAUGAGGCUAAGUUUUCUCACCUUCUUUUUGUUUGAUUUUUUUAUUUUUUUUUUUCUUUUGUGGACUGAAUUGAAGGGAUAGGUGUGUGGUGAAGAAAAAAGAAACAGAAAAAGAGAAAGACGAUAUAUAUUGUAUUUGAAUUAAUCCAGCUAAUAUAAUUUGUUGCGAGCAGUUUGGACACGUAAUCCAAUAUCAUGUGGAAUUUUUAUUAUUUUUUGAAUGAUCCAUGAUACACAACUAUGUCAAUGCAUUUUUCCUAUGACCACUUAUGGCUAUGCCUUUGUGUUAUAAAGAUACAUUAAUUUACUGAAUGUUUUGGUUUCAAAUGGAAUAUUUAUUAUACUUUUUUUUUUAAUAUUUGUUACUUUGGAAUUUAGGGUAAUCCUUGCUCUUUCUAGGUGGAUAAAGAAUGAGGAAAGUUGCAGGUUUUUGAAAUGCAUAACUAGCAGCAAUUUGGGCAAACAUACGUUAGAACUAUAAGUCUUAUAUCAAGGAAGAAGGUGUUUUUACUAAUUGCAUUAUUUCGUGCACCCUCAUUAACUCGAUGGGGUAUGCUAAAACAAAUUUAGUAUUUUGUGCGUUUUUUAAUUUUUUGUCUAUUUUAAUUAUUUAGUGACGCCUUGUAUGUUAUGAGAAGACAGUCGAUUGGGCCAAAUGAAAAAAUGGACAACUACGUCCGCCGGAAAACGAAAAAUAGUAAUGUCAAUCUUAAUCAAAAUGUCUUAUGCUUGAUGAUAUUUAUUGUCCUAUUUUGGGUUCUUUUGUUAUUCUUGUAUAGUUGAUUGGUGGGUUGUAGUGCAUUCAGGGGGAUGCAAUUGAUCGUUAUUUUUUUUAACAUUGUACUGAGGUCAUCUUUAUGCGAUAAAAAGUGGAUAUUCAAUUUUUCCGGUGGAUGUGUCUUGAUGUUUAUAAUCGGCAAUGGCAAUGGAGGAUUUGUUUGGCUACAUACGUGGCUCCACUUGAAGAUUAUAAGGUAAUGAAAAGUAAAUCCACAUUGGGAGUGUGAGCUUCAUAUUUGUUGAACUUUGCAUCUUUGAAGCUGACAGAGUAACAAACUUCCUUUAUGGAAUGUAGAUGUCUAUAACUUUUGUAUAUAUAUAAACUUCAUCUCUAGAUGGCAAUAAUUUGGAGCAUUUACUAAAUGUUUGAUAUUAAUUGGAAUGGCAUGUGAUGUUUGUUUUAUUUUAUAAGAUUUUAAUAGUCAUUCUUUCUGUAGAUAACUCAUAUUUCAUUCUAUUUGUUUUCUUUGAACAUAAUUCACAUAUUACAAGUGCAUUCAAAUGUUCAUGAUAUUACAUAUCAAAUGUAUAUUUAGAAUAAUUAACGUGGGCCGAUAGUAUAUAAUGUAAAUUAGGGAAUAGGGAUUAGGUUUGAGAAAAGAGAAAUUUCUGUCCCUUUGCAUCUCGCUCUCGCACAGCCACAACCGCCCCAUCCCUACUCACUCCAUCACUCGUCGCCUCUCUCUCACAGUCGCUCUCUCCGGCCGUCCGGCGUCUUGAGCCUCUCGACACAGUACACACUCGCGAAGUCCGACAAAGCCUCUUCUUCGCGCCUCGACCGCUCGACGCCUCACCUCCGAAGUCCGACCCAAAAGCUCCGGCCGCUCCUCGCCUUGCCUCUAAGACCCGCCUCACCUCCGAGGCUCCGACAUAAAGGAUGGCUGACCAUCACUGAGAACAAAAAGUAGGAGUGGAUUAGUACGAGUUAUUGGACGGGAGAAUAAACAGCUUCAGAAUUGAAGAAGUUCGAGAAUUUGAAAAAUGUUGCAGUGCAUAUUUCUCCUAUCAGAUUCAGGGGAAGUGAUGUUGGAAAAACAGCUCACGGGUCACCGGGUCGAUCGCUCCAUAUGUGCAUGGUUCUGGGACCAAGUACAUACUCAAGGAGAUUCUUUGAAGAGCGUGCCUGUUAUUGCUUCACCGACCCACUAUCUGUUCCAAGUGAUCCGUGAGGGAAUAACGUUUUUGGCUUGCACCCAAGUUGAGAUGCCACCUUUAAUGGCUAUUGAGGGUAGCUGAUGUUCUUACAGAUUAUUUGGAUGGCCUGAAUGAGGAUCUGAUUAAGGAUAAUUUUGUUAUCGUUUACGAGUUGCUGGAUGAGAUGAUAGACAAUGGCUUCCCUCUAACAACGGAACCUAGUAUAUUAAGGGAAAUGCUAGCUCCUUCUAAUAUUGUUAGUAAGGUUUUGAGUGUUGUCACUGGUAAUUCAUCCAAUGUGAGCAAUACUUUUCCAGGUGCCACAUCAUCAUGUGUUCCAUGGAGAAAGACUGACCUUAAGCACUCAAGCAAUGAUGUUUAUGUCGAUCUUGUCGAAGAAAUGGAUGCUACUAUAAACAGAGAUGGGGCUCUGGUAAAAUGCGAGAUAUAUGGUGAAGUUCAAGUAAAUUCUCACCUAUCAGGUCUACCCGAUCUCACACUAUCGUUCGCCAAUCCUUCAGUUCUUAAUGACGUGAGGUUUCACCCUGGUGUUCGACUUCGGCCUUGGGAGUCAAAUCAGAUCUUAUCUUUUGUGCCGCCUGAUGGGCAAUUUAAGCUCAUGAGUUACAGAUUGAAAAAGCUGAAGAAUAUUCCGAUUUAUGUGAAGCCGCAACUGACGUUCGACUCAGGGAUUUGCCGUAUAAGCAUAUUGGUGGGAAUACGAAAUGAUCCUGGAAAGUCAAUUGACACUUUAACAGUUCAAUUCCAACUACCGCCUUCUGUUGUGUCGUCUGAUCUUUCUUCUUAAUUGUGGACCAGUAAAUGUUCUUGCUGAUAAGACAUGUUUGUGGACGAUUGGGAAAAUCCCAAAAGAUAAAGCUCCUUCAAUGUCUGGAACCUUGGUGCUUGAGAGUGGCAUGGAGAAACUUCAUAUAUUUCCCACUUUUAUAGUGGGUUUUAGAAUUAUGGGUGUGGCCCUAUCCGGCUUAAAAAUCGAAAAAUUGGAUAUACUAAAUUUGCCCACGCGUUCAUAUAAAGGCUUUCGAGCUCUCACCAGAGCUGGUGAAUUUCAAGUGAGAUCAUGAGCUUUUGUGUUAAAGAAGGCGAAUAUGCAUUGAGGACAUAACUAUUUUGUUUCGAGAUUGGUGUUUUGCCUUGUUGAUGUUGUGUAUUUAUCGUAGUGCGUUGGAACAGUACGUUUUGAUGCGUUUGAAUUUGUGCUUUCCUGCUGCAUUUGAAUUUGUUCUUUAACUCUCUUCUGUAACUGUGGACAAGAAGUAAAUGUAAUUUUGAAUGACACAUUUGAAGGAAAUGGAGUGAUUUGCUGCUA